AUGUAUUUCCCGUUUGCAACGGCUGCAGCGGCACCGCCAAUGUGCGGCCCUGCCUUCCAUCCGCAUGAAGUCAUGAUGACGCUCCCGCCGUCGUUUGCCGUAGGCCUGCCGCAUCAACAAACCGUGUUCGUGGCGCCUCCUCCAACUCUGCCAGGCGUUGUUCACGGUCCACACGUCUGUUUUGAACAACACGGCAUUGCGGACGGAAGGCGUGAGCCGUUCGCACACUUGCAGAAGCAGCCGCCGGACCCUUCUCUCCACCACUUUAGCGGCAUCUUUCCGGAGUGGGAAGUAGAUGAGCUGGACUUCGAGGACGCUUGCACGCGAAUGCGCGACGGAGCGCGCCGUGCUGGGAUUACCGCGAACCGGAGGAGCACUCGAGACCAGUCUAGUCAAUGCGUGAUUGCGCCUGCACGUGUUGAAGCGCCAGUACCACGUCCUGAAGUGGAAAAACAGGAAGACGAGGUCAGCCGCGUAGUGGGCAAUAUCAACAUUAGCGGUGUUGUCAAGCUCGAGCCCACGGGGGAGGAAUCCGAGGUACAGGCUGACCGGGCGGAGAGCGUCCUUGAAACCGAUUUUGAUCGGUACGAAACAUACCGGAGGCCUUUGUGUCGCCCGUGGUAUGAGAGGCAAGACAACUGGUCCAGGUAUGACCUCCAGUUGAAGCGCUUUCAAAGGUGGCUGCAGCAGCAGCAGCGACCUUUGCUUGAACGGAUUCCAAAGCAUCGGGAGGCGUUUCCGCAGCGCCUGGCGUGCGCCAACCCGACCAGCGACGCAAUGCAAGCGCGCAUCCGGAGAGUCUACGACCACGCCCACCACACCCGUCUCAAUCCGGACGACUCGUAUGUGUACCAAUUCCUGGACGCGCGCAGAGCCAGGCACGCCGACGCCUUCGCAGGGGUCAACACGACCAGUGGCCGCCGGCGGUACGACAGGCCUCCGCCAGUGGAGCCGCAUGUCCCGUACGACCCAAGCCAGCGCCGAGCACCUGGCUUCCACGCGCUGACCCGUUCGGGCUGUGCGGCGGAGCACGCCCACGGGGCGAGGCGUAGAGCAGUCAGUGCAAACAGCGUCCGUGACCCUAUGGCUGCCCGCGUGCGGUGCGCGAGUGUGCAGGGGCCGCAGCCGGCGGCCUUCCACGCUGAGCUGGAGGCGCACGGUCGCGGGCGGACGGUCCGGCAGAGAGUCGGGACUAGCGCACGCACCCUCAGGCCCUCUCUGACGGGUGGUGGAGAUGACCUAGAGCAGCACACCGAGUUCACAGGAUCGCUCCGUGCGGUCGACGACGAAAAGGGGACGUCGUUGACUGGGUCCUUUGUCGUGCCGCUGGCGACCGACGAAGGCCGUCGGAAAGUGCGAGACGGAACCCCUCCGCCGUGGCGAGCAAGGAACUAG
This is a messenger RNA of Besnoitia besnoiti, 1395 nucleotides long. RefSeq lists its product as uncharacterized. The transcript has a single exon. Lineage: Eukaryota; Apicomplexa; Conoidasida; Eucoccidiorida; Sarcocystidae. The coding region runs from base 1 to 1395 and encodes 464 amino acids. The record is from RefSeq and is a predicted model, not a curated record.